Molecule: messenger RNA, 5708 nt
Organism: Spirodela intermedia
Lineage: Eukaryota; Viridiplantae; Streptophyta; Magnoliopsida; Alismatales; Araceae
Source: the annotation of a GenBank genome assembly
AUGGAGGAAGCCUCUGUAGAGGCGGCCUCGGAGAUUGAAGUGGAGGUGGAAGAGGAGGAGUUGCGGCGCGGCACGCCCGCUUCGGAUUUAGGGGAGGACGGGGAGAUCACCGGCGAUGGCAGAGACAUGGCCGCCGCCGCCGAGGGAGACCAUUACUACCAGUCGCCGUGGCCGCACUUCAGGUUCGACCUUCCUCCGAGGAGGGUUUAUCAUUUCUCCAAACAGUACCGUAACCGAACCAGGAGCGGCGCCGCCGCUGUCGCCGGUGGAAACAACUUCCUCAAAGGGGUGAAGUGGUCUCCCGAUGGGUCCUCAUUCCUCACAAGUUCCGACGACGACUCCCUCCGACUCUUCUACCUGUGAGCGUCUCCCCCUCAUGCGGGUUCGAUUCAUCACCCUUCGAUUCCCUCACACAACUCUGGUUCCUCCCCUUGCUCAGGCCGGACGACAUCAGCGGCGGCGGCGGGGCGCUCCAGGAAGCAGAGGUCAUCGGUGAAGGUACGAGUCGCCGUAGAUGAGGAUUGCAGAACCCUCUUCCUGUAUCGAUUCCCAUGAACUUUUAGGGAUUCUGGUGCUUCUCUUGCGCCAUUCCCCUCCCCCCGCAGAUGCCUUCGAUUCGAAUAUGAUCGUGUGCGAGGCGGAGUCAGUCUACGACUACUGCUGGUAUCCAUUCAUGUCUGUUCAAGGUGGGUAGUUCAUCUUCCACCUCUCAGCUUCUCCAUGCUGUGAUGAACUCGAUGUCUUCAAGGAGCCGUCCUGAUGAAUGCUGGAUUUGGGUUGCAGACCCGACGACCUGCGUGUUCGCGAGUACCACCAGGGACCAUCCUAUCCAUCUGUGGGAUGCCUUCUCAGGGCAGGUGAGGCCUUGCCCUUGUCUGCAGGGCUUUCAGUGAGAUUGAUCUCUGAUCUAGCAAACGUAUGAUUCUGCAUUUCUGUUUGUUAUUGUCUGCAGCUAAGAGGCACCUACAGAGCAUAUGAUGCCAUGGACGAGAUCACAGCUGCCUUAUCGGUCUCCUUCAACACCUCUGGGACUAAGUAUGUGAGAUCUGAGAUCGAUUCGAUUUCAUUUUUGGUCGAUGUUUUUUUUGCAUUAUAAGCACGCAUGAACUGGAAAUGUUCAUACCUCAUCAUGCAAAACCCCUAAAUUUUUUGGGUUCUGAUGGUGGGGAUUGAAUCCAUAUUUUUCAUCUCACUAAACCCAUUUAAGUUCUGGUUGUGGCAUUUUAACCCACUUUUUUCAUUACGCAAACCCUAAAUGAUUCUUGGUUCUGAAGGCGGAGCCCGAAUUUUUCAUCGUGCAAAGCCCAAAAAAAUUCUAGGGUUCUAAGUUGGAAGCCUAUAUUUUUCAUCACACGAAACCUUAUAAUUCUGGCUGUUGAAGUUGCAUGCGCUAUUCUAACAUUAUAUAAACUUAGUAUUCCCCCCUCCUAUCUAGAGACAUCACGGUGCUUAUUUUUUUCUUUUCUCACAUAUUGAGUGAUUAAAACUGGAACCACAAGAAGAAAAAAAAACCCAAAAUCGCUUACCCAUGUUGAGAUAACACACUACUUAUCCAAAAAAAGAGGAUGAUACAGAUGGGCAUCGUCUGGGGACAUGCAAGCUUCACAUCCUGUAUCAUUGAGCAUCGAUUUCCGACUAUCAAAAAGUGGGUUAAUUGGGGCAUCUAAUGAUGAGCUUAGCAUCGUAAGCCUACACAUCAAGUAGGAGAAUCAUAGUGCCAGAAUGGCUCAUAUCUGUUUAGGGCAUGUGCGGGAUCAGGAGUUUGAUCUUUAUGCUUCAAUGGUUGGGAAUCAAUCUGCAGUAACUCCAAUUGUGCCUUCAGAUAACUAGGGAAAAUCUUGACUCACAGAUACUCUAGUGUAUUGUGGUCAACUCGCCCAGUCGCACCUAGCAGCAGCAAGACCACUACUCCCUGCAGGUCACUCACUAGAUGGCGUCCUGAUGUCCUGAUGGGGUUUUCACCUUCUUCUUUUUUUGUUGCAGGUUAUUUGCUGGUUACAAUAAGUGUAUCAGAGUAUUUGACAUUCACUGUCCUGGUCGAGAUUUUGAGCAGCAUUCAACCUUGAAAGGCAAUGAGGGGCUUUCUGGUACUUGAUUCUUUUCUUUGACUUGCCCAAUUGAUGAAACUCUGAUCAGAAAAAAAGAAAAAAAAAAGGGUUAAUGGAAUUAAAGGAUUGGAAGCUAUUGCAUAUGCCCUGCAUCGCUCCAUUUACAUCUAAGAUUGUUGAUCCCUGACAUAUUAUUAUGAACCCAAACCCUAGAUAAGAUUGUUGUUGAAAGCCUUAAAAAAAUGAGAAUUCCUUAGAACCUUCUAGCAUAUGAACUCAUACUCUUUGUAUGCUCCUUUCUUUGAUACUUUUGCUUGAAAUGAUAACCAAGCUUUUCAGUACAUAAUAAUGGAGGAAUCUUUGUCCAAACUUCAUGAUUUAUUGUAUGCCGUUCUAUUUAAAAACUACCAUUCAGCAAUCCUAAUGAAUUUAUUUACUUGGCAUAAUGAAGUCGUCUUUUUAUUAUUUCAGGCAUUGUAUCCUCAAUCGCCUUCUCUCCUGCACACAAUGGCCUGCUAGCAUUGGGUUCUUAUAGUCAGACAACUGCAGUGUAUGCUGAAGAUAAUAUGGAACUUUUGUUUGUUCUGCAUGGUCAAGAAGGGGGGGUUACUCAGGUUUGUUUGGCAAUAGAAACCCCCUGCUGUUAUUUUAGCAUAGUUGACAUCAUCUGACUUGGAAUUAUUUGUUUGAUCAAUUUAAUUUAAUUGCAGGUUCUGUUCUCCAAAGACGGGAAUUAUUUAUACACUGGUGGCCGAAAGGUAAAUGAAAGAUUGAACACUCAUCUUGAUCUUUCAAAUGAGAUGGAACAGAAACCUCUGAAAGGAAGUGAGAGGUGAAAGCUGGUUGUUUUCAUAUCAUCUCCUCGCUUCACAGAAGGAGAUUUUGCAUUUCGUGUUUGACUUUGACAUGAUAUGUGAUCCAGGGCAAAAACUAAAGAACAUUGGUUUUACAAGGCAUAAAUUGUGCCUUGUUAUUUUAUUAUAGCAUCGUCUAAAUAUGAUUUUUUAUUAAUUAUGUGAAUAUAUGUUAGUUGUCCCAUUUGUAUGGUCCAUUUUUUGCUCAUAUUGCACCCUUCAGAAUGGUAAACAGGUCCUUCUUAACAUUUUUUUUUUCCCCCAAAUCAAAUGAGUUGGCUUACCCGACCCCUGACCGAGUUGGAAGCCCUGAAACCCAAUCUUUAGCCGCAAGUGAAAGAUGCCCUCUUGGUGUUGUGAAAUACGGAAAGAACAAAAGAGCAUAGUAGGAGAGGAGGUAAUUGCAGUGAAUCUAAGUAGAAAGGGUGAGUGGCAUUUUUAGUAGAGGGAAAAAAGGGCAGAGAUGGAAAGAGGAGAGGAUUAGAAACAGCAAAAAGUAAAUGGUAACAGGAGGUAAUCGUUGAUGCAAAAAUAAAUAAAUGAGAACAAUGUGAAGAAAAACAUGGAAGUGGGGAAGAUAAACCGGAAUUGAGAGUGUGAACCCCCAAUUGGAUAUGAUCCCCUAAUGGACUGGGGGCAGCCUGAGUUGGAUCGGGUUCAGAUUGACCAAUACGGCCUGAAUUUUGUUUAAAUUUUGUUAAGGGGUAUUGUGUUUCUAACACAGUAUGUACAUUCGAAUUUGUAGAAAAUCAGGGUGUACAACAAAGUAUGCUUUGAACAUCAACUCAUGCUACUUAGAAACUGCAUCGCUGAAUCUGAUCAGAUAUUGUGAGUCGGAGCAUAAAAAGUGAGGGGCCUUGCUGAUCCAAUGAGAGUUCUCUUUCAAUGAAUACUGUUUUCUUCAGGCACACCGUUUGAAAAAAUAGACAGAAUAAAGAAAUCAUAAACUAAAGGGGACUUCCAGAGCAACUAAACUAGUUUUAUGAAAUCAACGGGCUUGUUACUACUAUUUUAUGGUCUAGCGUUUUCAUCUACACCGACAUGAAUUCUAUCAAACCGCUGUUCUUUUAUUUGAUUCCUUUGUUUCCUAAGAAAUGAUUUUGAUUUUCUGAAAAACUCCCAGGAUGCACGGUCAUUUCAAUUAUUACCAUGGUAGCCCUUUCAUGUUUGCACAUUUUCAUCAAAUACCUAUUCUAAGAACGUUAUAUUUCAUGUAGGAUCCUUAUAUUUUAUGCUGGGAUAUUCGAAAUACUGCUGGUGUUGUGUAUAAGUGAGUUACAUCAGGUUUUACUCUCCCAAUUACGCUAUUUUUCUUAUCUAAUAUUCUUAUUGAUCGUUUUCAUCUUCUAUCUUGAAUAUUUGAUCGAUUCAUGCAAGUUUUGUCACUUUACCCAAUUAAGUUCUCAUAUGGCGUGGCAUGUUGGAUGAAACGCUUGAAAUGGAAAAAAUUGAAUGAAAAUUUUUCCAGCAUCAUGAGAAAAAGGUAGGAUCAACAUCAGCUGGAUGUAUUUCACUGGAGAAAGCUUCCUACUUGUCAUUCUGAAAUCAAUCAAAGAAACCAGGAGCAUUCCUUGUCCAUUUCCCAAGUUGUAAGAUUAAAUGUCAAAUCUACAGCAUGUAUUGGGGUAUUGCGAUAAACGCUUGAGCAUAAACCUGGAGUAAAGUUAAUGAAUUUAUUUGCCAAGUGGAUUGUGGAAUGACACUUAUUCUUGUAUACAUUCAGUGUACAAGCAUUUAAUGGCACGAUUUAUUUGAAAAAAGAUGUGCUCAUUAGUUGUUGAGUUUUACCCUACACCCAAUGAAAGUCCUUUCAAGUCUGUUCCCAUAUAAUUCUCCCAUCUUUUCUUCCCCAUCUGAGACCACCUCCUCGUUCCAUAUCUUUCUCCUAUUCUUAUUGACUAACCAAUGCAUCACUGUUUCAUAAGCCAACUUACUUGAAUUUCCCUCGAACUUGUGUGCAUCGCCUAAUUUUUUUUUCUGGUUGGACCCAACCCUGCACUCAGGUUGUAUAGAUCAGCUGAAUCAACAAAUCAGCGAAUAUCUUUCGACAUAGAACCUUGCGGCAGACACCUUGGUACAGGCGGCCAGGUUAGAGGCUCUUUUUUUUCUUUCUUUCUUUCUUUCUUUCACCGGAUUUCCUUUCUCUUGCAUUAUUUGAUGCCAUGUCUUGAGCACGGUGCCCUUCAUUAUGCCAAUAGGACGGUUUGGUUCACAUCUACGACCUUCAAACGGGUCAAUGGUUGUCAGGCUUUCAAGCUGCCCGUGGUAAGUUGCUUCAACUCUCCGUCCCCUUCAAAUCAUAUUCCAUGCUGUUCUUGAUGAGUCUCUUCCUUCCAGACACUGUCAAUGGCUUCUCUUUCCAUCCGUCCCUUCCCCUGGCGGCUUCCUCAUCAGGGCACCGAAGAUUCAGCUCCCCAGAGUGCUCCGAGGAAAUUCUCGAGUUGAAAGGUAGUAGCAACGCAGACGAUAUUGCUUAGAAUCACCCUUCUGAUUGAAAAUAUUGAACCAUUUUUCUUUUCCACUGAUCUAGCAACGGCUCUUGGGUUGGGUCUCAAUGCUUCGGUGUGAGACAGAGAUGGGUCUGCUGCUCCUGGGGGCAGGAGGAGCAAAUCUCUGGUUUUUUUUUGUUGUAAAGUUUCUGCGAAGCAUUUAUGAAGGAAGAAUUGCUUCCGUAAAUAUCUGGGCCAUGAACAGUCUCUGGUCUCUGGUUUCUGGUUCCUUUCAUGAUGCAGGUGAUGAAAACUGCGCAUCCAUUUGGGAGUUCUCCGGUCCUGCUGGCCUCAACAGCGAGGAGUCUCUCACAUGA